AUGUGGGCCAGCAACGUGGUCGUCGUCACAAGCCUGGUGGCGCUUCUGGUGGCGGUGGUGGGCUGCGGGACGCUGCUGCCCGCAGCCACGGUGCAGACGGCGCUCGCGGCGGUGCUCGCCGCCGACCGCCUGGCGUCGUCGGGAGCCGUGGAGGCCUCCCUGCUGAUCGCGCUGGUGGAGUUUAUCAUGUCUGUAGUCGCCGCGCAGCGAGCGGAGCACUCCUCACACAGCAAAGACUCGACAAAGGCCGGCGCCGCCGCCGACUCGAGUCCCGAGGCUGCCAAGCGCGGCUGUGUUCGGAAGAUCAAGAGAAUCCUGCUGGGCGCCGCCUUCAACGGCGAGGGCGUGCGGCCCACCCUGACCACCGCCCUGCUGGAGGCCAGGGAGCAGGUCGAGAAGCAUGGUACCACGCCCACACAGCUUCUGGCGAAGUUUGAGGGUGCUGUCAUCCGGAGCGUCCAGUGCAUCAAGGCCCGCUCCCUGCUGCGCCUCACCGGUGAUGUCGGCACCAUGGUCCAGGGGGAGUGCGACGCCCUGCGCAGCGCCCUGGUGUUCAACAACCGCCGCCUGCAAGGAAGGGGCCGCGCCCUGGACAACGCCAAGCUGCCGCACGUGCUCAAGCAGCUGUCGGCCUCCCACCGCGCGACGUGCCGCAAGGCGGAGGGGUGCCAGGCCGCGCUGCGCGCCGCCUUGGAGCGGCUGGAGGGGCAGGGCCUCAGCCUGGAGGACAACACCCCCCUCACGGCCGCGUCCGACCUCAUCGCCAACCUGCGGAGCGGCGGCUGCUUCGAGGGCUGCCUGGCUGAGCUGUCCAACGAGGGGAUCACGGACGGGUCGCUGGUGUUUGCGGUGAGGGGCGCGCAGCGCAAGCUGCACACGCUCGUGGACAACCACCCCUCUUCGCUGGACUGCGCCCAGGCGGGCAGCUGGCUGUCGCACGUGCUGUCCCUGACAACACCCUGCAACGCCGACGAGCCGGCCUCCUCAUCCGGGCCGGCGACCCCGUCGCGCGCAGCGGCGGCGGCGCCGCCGGGCUCGGGCGAGAGCGCCCCGGCGUGCGAGGCCCCGGCGAGCGAGGGCGGCGACGUGGGCGAGGGCGGCGACGCGUGGGAGCGUGCCGUGGGCGGCGGCGGCGGCGACUGCUUUGUUGAUGAGGCCGCGAUCUCGUCCUCUGCUGUUGACAUGCAGCGCGGCGAUCAGGCCGCCAGCAGCCCAGUCAGCGAGGCCGGCGAGGCCGAGGUGGCCAUGGGGCCCGCGGCCGCAACUGCCGGCGGCGAGAAGGCAGCGAGCGCCACCGCUGAUGCCUUCGGCGCUCCCGCCUGCGGCCUCGACGCCGCCUCGUACCUGCGCAUUUCGGCGCGGCGCCGCGCGCGCGCGAGCACGUGCAGCAGCAGCGCUGAGGGCCCCGGGACGCCGGCGGCCGAGGACAAGGGUGCCGGCGGCGGCGGGGCGUGCGUGCUGCCAGACGCGUGGCCGUCGAUGGAGGCGCUUGCCGCGACACAGCGGGCAGACCAGCAGGAGGAGCAGCAGCCGCAAUAUGAGCAGGAGGCGCUGCAGCAGCAGCCGCAGCUGCAGCAGGAGCACGAGCAUGAGCAGCAGGAGGAGGAGCAGGAGCAAGAGCAGCAGCACGAGCCAGAGCAGCAACAGGAGAAGCAGUAUCAAGAGCAGGGACAGCAAGAGGCGCAGCGAGCCCCGCCGCCGGCCGCGGCGCAGGUGCCGGCGCUUGACGCGGCGCCGGUCUCGGCGCUGCCCCCCGUGCUGGCGGCUGUCGCCGCGCCCCGCACAGAGCAGCAGCGCCUCGCGCUCAGGGUGGCGGAGGCGCGCGCCGCCGCGGCCGAGUUUGCGCGGCUUCACCGCGCCGGCGACCGGGUCGGCGCGCGCCGCGCGCUGCGCAGGGCGCUUGCCGUGUGGCACGAAGUGGCCAUGCCCAGCCUCGCGGACUUUCAGGUGGAUGAUGAUGACGAGGCGCUCAGCGGCGCCGCGGCGCGGGACGCCUUCUACUCGCGCCUGCCCGUGGAGUGCGCCGCCCGCCUUAUCGAGGCCGUCGCGCGCGGCGGCGGCGACGGCGCGGCCGUGGCCAGGUCGAUCGCGCAGGGGCCGGCCGGCGGCCAGUUUGCCGCCGCCGGCCUCCUGGCGCUGGUCGCGCCGGUGCAGGCGGCCUUUGUCGACAAUGGGCGCGAGGGCGAGGGCGAGGGCGAGACGGCAGCGGCGGCGGCGGCGGCGGCGGCGGCGGCGGCGGCGAUGGUGGUUCACCUGCCGGUGCUGCAUCUGCUGCAGGUGCUGCUUGCGCGCAAGCCGGUCAAAGGCAGGACCGACGCGGCGCGCAGGGAGCUGGAUCGGGCGGCGCGACGGCUGCCGCGGGCGGUGAUGACGAUGGCGGGCCUGCGGCGCGACGGGGCGGCCGCUGUUGGCAGCGGCGGCUGCCCGCCGCCGGAGCCCGGGCUCUGGCGGGUCGCAGCGCUGCGGGGGGCGCUCGAAUACGUGUCCACCACGCGCGGCGAGGGCGUGGCGUGGCUGCCGGCGGCGCGCAACGCCGCGCUGCUGCGGGCGGCUGAGGACGCCGGCGUGCCGCGCUGCGGGGACGCGCAGGCGCAGGAGGUGCUCGGCGCCGCGGAGGAGGGCGCGCUGCAGCUGCUCGCCGACGGCGGCGCUGACCUGGCGGCCUGCCUGCGCGGCGCGGGGGAGGUCAUCUCCUUUGCGGCGGCGUUGGCGAUGCGGAUCAAGGUCCGCGGGAGGAGCAGCAAGGCCGCCGCGGCCGCAGCCGCGGCCGCAGCGGCCGCAGAGGAAGCUGCAUGUGAGGUGGAGGCGCAGCGGCUGGGGGAGAAGGCUGUGGAGGACGAGCGGAUAGGUUGGUUCAGGGACAGCUUGGACCGCCUGCUGGCCGCCCUGAAGGAGCGCUUCGGGGCCGAGUGGGGCGCGUCCUGCGCGGCGGAGGCGGCGGCGCGCGCCGAGGCGGCGCUCAAGGUGGCCGAGGCGGGGCGGCCGCGGCGCGGCGGCGCGCGGCGCAAGGGGGAGAAGGCGGCGGCGGCGGCGGCGGCGGCGGCUGCUGCGCCGGCGGCGGCGUGUGUAGUAGUGAUUGAGGAGGUGCCGGAUGACGAGACGCCGCCUGCGGCGGCGGCGGCGGCGAGUGUGCUGGUGAUUGAGGAGGUGCCAGAUGACGAGACGCGGCCUGCGGCGGCGGCGGCGCCGCUGCUGCAGCUGAUGGCGCAGGGGCAGGUGGCAGACCCGCGGCCGGCGGCGCGCCAGCCGCUACCGCUGCUUGAGUGGGCCCCCAUCGGCCGCGAGGCGGGCAGCGGCGCGGCGGGCCUCAUCCAUGAGGAUGACGAGGCGCCGGCGAGCGGGAGCUCUGCGGUCGGCAGCAGCGCUGUGGGCGCCGCGCCCGCGCAGCCGCCCCACCUUCUUGUGAGCGAGGCCGCCGCGGCUGCGGGCGGGAGUGAGGAUGGUGAGGCGGAGGCGCAGGCCGGCUCGUCGGCGGCCAUGGCCAGCCACACCAACAGCAGCGGCGGCGGCGGGGGCAGCGGCGGCAGCGGCAGUGUGAUGAGCGUCAGUGGCGCGGCCGAGGCCGUGGGCCUUGUCGUGGCGAGCGCCGAGGCCGGCGCUGCGCACUCGGAGGUGCGCCGCGGCGGCCCCAGCGACGACGUCGGUUCUCUCGCCGCCGCCGACGGCGCUGCGGCCACCGCCAGCACGGCAGGCUUGUUGCUGGGCUCGCAGGCGCGGACCGGGGGCUCGGCGGCGGCCCAGCAUGACCCCGUGGCGGCGGGCGAGGAGCGCGAUGGGCGGCGCCGCCGCGAGCGGCGGCUGAUGCUCUGGGGCGCGGCGGCGCUGGCGGCGGGCGCGGCGGCGGUGCUGGGGGCGGCGGUGCGUUCCAAGCGCCGCUGA
Molecule: messenger RNA, 3879 nt
Organism: Monoraphidium neglectum
Lineage: Eukaryota; Viridiplantae; Chlorophyta; Chlorophyceae; Sphaeropleales; Selenastraceae
Exons: 9
Coding region: 1-3879 (1292 amino acids)
Source: RefSeq, a predicted model, not a curated record